UUGUUCAUCAAAGAGUGAAUAAAGAAAGAAAAGAGAGCGGUUUCUCCAAGGCUCCAACGGCGCGCAUUGUAUUUUGAGACCUGACCUUAGCCUUCCCUCUUUUUCCUUCAUUCUUAAUUUAGGUUUUUCUCUAUUGCUUUGAUUUGCGAUUCAUUUUUCAAUUUCUUCUUCUGCUGCUGCUGCUGCUGCUGCUGUGUUGAAUUACUGUUUUAACAGUAAAACUGUAGGAGAAGAGGAUAAUGAGCUGGAGAAGGGUAUUGAAGUCCGUGCAGGCCCUGGCUGCUCAUAGUCUUCUCUUCUUUUUCACCCUUUUGCUCGUAUUCAAGCUUGACCACGUCGUCUCCUACUCUUGGUGGUUGAUUUUCUUUCCUCUCUGGUUGUUCCAUGGAGUUAUUGCUCGAGGAAGAUUUUCAUUACCUGCUCCAUCAGUUCCACAUAAUCGUCAUUGGGCACCAUGCCACACAGUCGUAGCAACACCAUUGCUCAUUGCAUUUGAACUGCUUCUUUGUAUUUAUCUCGAGAGUAUUUACGUUCAUGGUGUUGCAGCUGUUAACUUGAAGGUUGUCUUUAUUCCAUUGUUGGCAUUUGAAAUAAUUAUUCUAAUUGACAAUUUCAGAAUGUGUAGGGCUCUAAUGCCAGGAGAAGAAGAAAGCAUGAGUGAUGAAGCAAUAUGGGAGACAUUACCUCAUUUCUGGGUUGCAAUAUCUAUGGUCUUCUUUGUGGCUGCUACAGUCUUUGCCCUUCUAAAGCUAUGUGGUGAUGUAGGUGCUCUAGGUUGGUGGGACUUGUUCAUAAAUUUUGGUAUUGCAGAGUGCUUUGCAUUUCUUGUUUGUACGAAAUGGUCAAAUCCAGUGAUUCAUCGAAAUUCUCAGACAAGAGAAGUUAGUUCCUCUUCUGCGACUAUUAGGUAUCUUGACUGGAACAGUGGCUUAGUAGUUUCCCCUGAGGAGAAUCAACUUCAGGAUAGAAUGUGUGGCCUUCAGGACAUUGGUGGCCAUAUUAUGAAAAUUCCAUUAAUUGGUUUUCAAUUUCUCCUUUGUAUGCGUUUAGAGGGAACACCUGCCGGUGCUAGAAACAUCCCACUUCCAAUACUCUUCUCUCCCCUUUUCCUACUUCAAGGUGUUGGUGUGCUAUUUGCUGCAUCCAAGUUAGUGGAGAAGCUUGUUCUUUUACUAAGAAAUGAACCCAGCACGGGAAUAUAUCUCAGAUAUUCUUCAAGAGCUCAUGACUGUUUGGGGUUCUUGCACCAUGGUUCUAGGCUACUGGGCUGGUGGUCAAUUGAUGAGGGAAGUCGAGAGGAGCAGGCCAGACUCUACCAGGAGGGAGCUUCUGGCUAUAACACUUUCUGUGGUUAUCCUCCUGAGAUAGUGAAGAAAAUGCCUAAAAAGGAUCUCGCCGAAGAGGUCUGGAAGCUUCAAGCUGCCCUUGGUGAACAGACAGAAAUCACCAAAUAUACCCAGCAGGAGUUUGAAAGACUUCAAAAUGAAAAAGUCUUAUGUAGGGUUUGCUUUGAGGGAGAGAUCAGUGUGGUUCUACUUCCCUGUAGACAUCGCAUCCUUUGCAGUGCCUGCUGUGAAAAGUGUAAGAAGUGUCCAAUUUGCCGAAUCUGUAUUGAGGAGCGCUUGCCGGUGUAUGAUGUUUAGGUUCUAACUUGUCCAGCCAUUUUGUAUUAUGGACAAGAAAAGCAUAGACAAGGAAAAAUAACUUUUAACAGGGAAGUUCUCUUUUUGGUGGUUCGCUGGAACUUCGACGACAAUGUGUGCAUGUUCAAAUUAACACGAGAAAGCAUUAGGCUACACAGAUAACACAGUUGCUAUACUUGCAUAUCAACACCUCUUUUUAUGUUGUUCCUAAAAAAAAUGUAAAUAAUUCCUGACUUUGAUAAGGUUUUGUUAUGCUGCAGAGAUGUAACAGAAAUAUAAGAGCUGUAUAUCAUACAAAAUGUAUAGCAAUAAGUGUGCAUACAUUCAGAGAUUGUACUGUAUGGUGUGUGCAACAAUACAUUAGCAUGACUCGGUAGCCAAUGAAGAUCCUUUUUCUUUUUUAA
Hevea brasiliensis (rubber tree) is the source of this 2047-nucleotide messenger RNA. RefSeq lists its product as uncharacterized. The transcript is spliced from 14 exons. The record is from RefSeq and is a predicted model, not a curated record. The coding region runs from base 240 to 1643 and encodes 467 amino acids. NCBI's taxonomy places the organism in Eukaryota, Viridiplantae, Streptophyta, Magnoliopsida, Malpighiales, Euphorbiaceae.